Tachyglossus aculeatus (Australian echidna) is the source of this 945-nucleotide messenger RNA. RefSeq names its product elongator acetyltransferase complex subunit 5 (gene ELP5). Gene Ontology annotation, molecular function: tRNA binding. Gene Ontology annotation, cellular component: elongator holoenzyme complex; cytosol; nucleus. The record is from RefSeq and is a predicted model, not a curated record. Gene Ontology annotation, biological process: tRNA wobble uridine modification. The transcript is spliced from 8 exons. NCBI's taxonomy places the organism in Eukaryota, Metazoa, Chordata, Mammalia, Monotremata, Tachyglossidae. Bases 45 to 932 code for a protein of 295 amino acids.
GGCCCGGCCGAAGCGCGAGCGGCCGCAGGAGGAGGAGAGGGAGGAUGGAGACCCUGGCGGCCGGAGGCGGCCUCGUGCUGCUACGAGAUUCCUUGGAGUGGGAGGGACGCAGCCUGCUGAAGGCGCUGAUCCAGGAGGCUUCCCACAAGGGGGAGCAGGUUCAAGUCUUGGGCUGCGAAGUGAGCGAGGAGGAAUUCCGGGAUGGAUUUGACCCCGAGACUAACAGCCGGCUGGUGUACCAUGACGUCUUCAGGGACCCCUGGGCCUGGACGGGGCCCGGUCGCCCUUUGGAGGCCCUGGCACUGCUGCGCCCGACAGGGUCGGUGCCCCUCACCCUGGCCGUGGACUCGCUCAGCUGGUUGCUGCUCCGCGCCCCCUGCCCUGCCCUCUGCCAGGCCCUGAGAACCCUGACCCUCGGGGACCCCAGCACCGGUUCGCGACGCCCCCGGGUCUUGGGGCUGCUUCACCAGGAGCUGCAUGCGGACGGGCCUCUGGGCUCCCUGGCCCACCUCGCCGUGGCCGAGGUGACGCUAGGGGGGACUGGCCCCCGGGCCACAGCCCAGAUACGGCACCGCCGGCCUGGGGGCCGGGUGACCGAGCAGACGCACUUGCUCUCCGUGCUCCCGGAUCUCAGCCUACGGACGCAGGACCUGCCUUCCCAGGGACCCCCGGCCGCCCCCCCGCCCCCCGCCUUCCACGGUAGGUGGGGCCCAGGGGCUGGUGGGGCGGUGGACCCCACGGCGGACUUGACCUUUAACCUUCACCUGUCCGAGGAGGAGAAAGAGGCCCGGGCAGCCCUUACCCUACCCUACCAGUUCAGCUCUGAGAAGCAGCGCUCCCUGCUCCGUCCCUCCCCCGCCCGCAUCUUCUACGAGUUGGACUCGGACGAUGACCUGGACCAAGAUGAUCCGGACGAUGACCUGGAUGUGUAAAGGGGCCGGAAGG